AUGGCCGACAUCCUCACCCAACUCCAAACAUGCCUCGACCAGCUCGCAACCCAAUUCUACGCCACCCUAGGCUACCUCAGCACAUAUCACGAUAACUCGCCCACCAUUCCACCCCCCCAAGUCCCCGACGCCGCCCCAGCUCUCGCCAAAAUCCCCAAGAACUCGUCCGCGCCGCCAGCACCGGCCGGUGUCCCCGCCGCAGCCCAAGCCUCACCACCACCGCCGCAAUCUGCGCAACUUGCCCGUGGUGCGUCAGAGACCGGCCAGGGAGGAGAAGUCGUUGAUCCGAAUCUACCGCCUGCGCCGGACUCGCCGCGCACGUUCGCUAGUCGACAGAGGGAGUUGGCGCGGGAUUUGAUCAUCAAGGAACAGCAGAUUGAGUACUUGAUCUCGGUUCUGCCUGGGAUUGGGUCGUCUGAGGCGGAGCAAGAAAGUAAGAUACGGGAGUUAGAGAAGGAGUUGAGAGGUGUCGAAGAGGAGAGGGAGCAGAAGGCUAAAGAGUUGAAGAAGCUGAGACGGAGAUUGGAGACGGCGUUGGGGGCAGUUGAGACUGGGAUCUAUGGGAAUCGAGGACACUUGAUGGGUUGA
This is a messenger RNA of Aspergillus wentii DTO 134E9, 588 nucleotides long. RefSeq names its product med21 domain-containing protein. Bases 1 to 588 code for a protein of 195 amino acids. Gene Ontology annotation, biological process: regulation of transcription by RNA polymerase II. Gene Ontology annotation, cellular component: mediator complex. Gene Ontology annotation, molecular function: transcription coregulator activity. The transcript has 2 exons. Lineage: Eukaryota; Fungi; Ascomycota; Eurotiomycetes; Eurotiales; Aspergillaceae. The record is from RefSeq and is a predicted model, not a curated record.